AUGACUGUGGGGGAAGGCGGCAGAGAGGAUUGGACUCUGCCUCCGGCCACUCCCGAGUCGGGAUCGCACGGAAGUGGAGGAAAGUGGCAGUUCAAGGUCUGGACUCCGAGCAAGGCCGGGCCCCGAUGGGUAGCAAAACUGCCUCUUGUCCAAGCAUGUUACUUUGAGAUCGCUAUUCCUCUAGCUUGUGUUUACGUUGCGGCCGUCCGCAAGACAGCUGCAUAG
Messenger RNA from Puccinia graminis f. sp. tritici CRL 75-36-700-3, 225 nucleotides. RefSeq lists its product as uncharacterized. Lineage: Eukaryota; Fungi; Basidiomycota; Pucciniomycetes; Pucciniales; Pucciniaceae. Bases 1 to 225 code for a protein of 74 amino acids. The transcript is spliced from 3 exons. The record is from RefSeq and is a predicted model, not a curated record.